GCUCCUUUUGCAGAAGCCAGUAAAGACUUGAAGCUAUGAAUCUGGAUAUUUCCAGGAUGGCACGCUCUCUGUAUGAGUGGAUCUGGCACCAUGAGUUCUGGCUGCCCCCAGGAAUCACUUGGGAGGACAUGCAGGAGUCUGAAGAUGUCCAUUACCCUCAGCCUCGUGAUGUCCUGCUCAGUAUCCCUUUUGCUUUAAUCUUGGUUGUCAUUCGCCGUGUCUUUGAAAGAGCCAUAGCCCUGCCCCUCAGUAGCAAACUGGGUGUGAGAGACAAGCAGAGACCAAAAGCUCAGCCCAACCCUGUAUUGGAAACAUUCUACAGUACAUGCUGCAAGAACCCGGGCGAGGGUGAGCUGCUCGGUUUGGCCAAGCAGUGCGACCUGCCGCUCAGGAAGGUGCAGAGGUGGUUCCGGCGCCGGAGGAACACGGACAGACCCAGCCUGUCCAAGAAGUUCUGCGAGGCCUGCUGGAGGUUUACAUUUUACAUCACUGCUUUCAUCACUGGACUGGCUGUCCUGUACGAUAAGCCUUGGCUUUGGGACCAUAAAGAAUGCUGGACAGGAUAUCCACAGCAGCCCCUCCAGUCCUCCCUGUUCUGGUACUACAUGCUGGAGCUCUCCUUCUACUGGUCACUGGUCUUCACCCUGCCCUUUGAUGUGAAGAGGAAGGAUUUCAAGGAGCAGAUAGUCCAUCAUGCUGCAACCAUCUUCCUGAUCAGCUUCUCAUACUGUGCCAAUUACAUCCGCAUUGGGACCCUGGUGAUGAUCAUUCAUGAUGCUUCUGAUUGCUUCCUAGAGCCAACUAAGAUAUUCAAUUACAUGAAGUGGAAAAGAACUUGUGACAGCCUCUUUAUGAUCUUCUCAGCUGUUUUCCUCAUCAGCCGCCUGGUCGUUUUCCCCUACAUAGUGCUCUAUAAUACCUACUAUUACUCCAUGGAGAUAUUCCAACCCUUCUUUGGAUACUACUUUGUGAAUGCUCUCCUGAUAAUUCUGCAGCUGCUCCACAUCUUCUGGUCCUGCCUAAUUAUUCACAUGGUCUACAUGUUCAUCCUCAGAGGCACGAUGGAAAAGGACAUGAGGAGUGACACAGAAGAAAGCGACAAGGAUGAAGAAAAGGUUAGGGAAAAGGAGCAAAAUGGGAUCACGUAUUUCAGCAGCGUCACAAGCAACAGCUGUAUCCAGAGGAACGGGUCUGAGCCACUGAACAACAGAACCCAUCUCACCAAUGGCCAUGUCAAGGAGAGAUAGCUACUGCGCCCGUGCUUCUGAUCUGCUCUGGCGUUAGCCCAGUUCAGUGUCUUUAGAAACAGUUUUGCUUAUUGUAUAGAUAAAUUGGAGUGCAAUUGCAGUAUCAUAGCUGAAUUCCUGCUUCCUGCCAACAGAAGUGUUUAAGGUCAGUCAUAGUUGGAGGAAGGUUUUGGUCUUUCUUCAAUACAAUCUUACUGUAGCUGGUAGCCUUGAAGCAGACAGAAAGGGAUCAAAGCGGUUUGACUUGGGUUAGGCUGUGCCACGGUUGUUGUUAAAUGUGUUAAUCUUGAAAAAUGCUUUAUAAAAACAAAAAAAGAGGUGGAUAAACUCUGACAGUGUUAAGUUUCAACCCCAUAAUGCUGUGUGAAAGGAUUCUGCUUAGCCUUUACCAGCCCCUGGAGGCCCUGGCCCAUUGUCACUAAUGGUUAUGGCUAACAAGUAAGUGUGAGACUCCAAAUCUUAAUGUGGGGAAACCUUUGAGAAGACACGUGCCCAUACACCGAAGAUUAAAACUGAGCGUAGUGAAAUGGAAGCUUUGGAAACACACAGGAGAAUACAUUUGCUUCUCAAAGGAAAUGCUGCUGUGUGCC
Molecule: messenger RNA, 1837 nt
Organism: Neopsephotus bourkii (Bourke's parrot)
Lineage: Eukaryota; Metazoa; Chordata; Aves; Psittaciformes; Psittacidae
Gene: CERS4
Product: ceramide synthase 4
Exons: 11
Coding region: 36-1247 (403 amino acids)
Biological process (GO): ceramide biosynthetic process
Cellular component (GO): membrane
Molecular function (GO): DNA binding; sphingosine N-acyltransferase activity
Source: RefSeq, a predicted model, not a curated record